AUGGCGCCUAGUGUGAUGGCGCCUAGUGUGGUGGCGCGUAGUGUGAUGGCGCCUAGUGUGGUGGCGCCUAGUGUGAUGGCGCCUAGUGUGGUGGCGCCUAGUGUGAUGGCGCCUAGUGUGGUGGCGCCUAGUGUGGUGGCGCCUAGUGUGAUGGCGCCUAGUGUGGUGGCUCCUAGUGUGAUGGCGCCUAGUGUGGUGGCUCCUAGUGUGCUGGUUCCUAGUGUGCUGGCUCCUAGUGUGUUGGCUCCUAGUGUGGUGGCUCCUAGUGUGAUGGCGCCUAGUGUGAUGGCGCCUAGUGUGAUGGCUCCUAGUGUGCUGGCUCCUAGUGUGCUGGCUCCAACUCCUAGUGUGUCGGCUCCUAGUGUGCUGGCCCGUAGUGUGCUGGCCCGUAGUGUGCUGGCCCCUAGUGUGCCAGCUCGAAGUGUGCCGGCUCCUAGUGUGCUGGCUCCUAGUGUGCCAGCGUCUAGUGUGCUGGCUCCUAGUGUGUCGGCUCCUAGUGUGCCGGCUCCUAGUGUGCUGGCUCCUAGUGUGCCAGCGUCUAGUGUGCUGGCUCCUAGUGUGCCGGCUCCUAGUGUGCUGGCUCCAAGUGUGCUGGCUCCUAGUGUGUCGGCUCCUAGCGUGCCGGCUCCUAGUGUGCCGGCUCCAAGUGUUUCGGCUCCUAGUGUGCUGGUUCCUAGUGUGCCGGCUCCUAGUGUAUCGGCUCCUAGUGUGCCGGCUCCUAGUGUAUCGGCUCCUAGUGUGCCGGCUCCUAGUGUGCCGGCUCCUAGUGUUUCGGCUCCUAGUUUUUCGGCUCCUAGUGUGCCGGCUCCUAGUGUGCUGGCUCCUAGUGUGCCGGCUCCUAGUGUGCUGGCUCCUAGUGUGCUGGCUCCUAGUGUGCUGGCUCCUAGUGUGCCGGUUCCUAGUGUGCCGGCUCCGGGGGGAUUCCUGCUUGCAGUUCUCAGAUAA
Messenger RNA from Procambarus clarkii (red swamp crayfish), 945 nucleotides. NCBI's taxonomy places the organism in Eukaryota, Metazoa, Arthropoda, Malacostraca, Decapoda, Cambaridae. The record is from RefSeq and is a predicted model, not a curated record.